Messenger RNA from Chelonia mydas (Green sea turtle), 829 nucleotides. RefSeq names its product phosphoribosylformylglycinamidine synthase-like. The record is from RefSeq and is a predicted model, not a curated record. The transcript has 3 exons. Bases 371 to 775 code for a protein of 134 amino acids. Lineage: Eukaryota; Metazoa; Chordata; Testudines; Cheloniidae.
CUCUUUUGGAGUCUGGUUCCCUGGCUUGUACAGUAGCUGGAGCUCUUGGAGAGGGCGGUCCCUGAGUGUGUGUGUCCCCCCCACCCGCUCUCCUUCCCCGCCCCCGCGGGUCCUUCCCCCAGAGGGUGUUUGCCAAGCAGAAGGAACCUGGAGAGCUCUGUGCUCAGGGCCUCAGCCCGGUGCAGGAGGAGAAGGGCGCAGGUGCUGGCCACAGCUAAGGAAAAUCCCCCUGUCUCAGCACGUGAAGGGCCUGCCCAGCUCGAGUGGAGCACGCCGGGGUCCGCACAACCGGGAGAACCGCCGUUGCUGUACAGGGCAAGCAACUGGGCUCCGCACUCCCUGCCCUGCUGGCCAUCAUGACAGUGAGAGAAUGUGCGGGGGGGCUUUAUCGGUCUCCCCCCCAUGCCCUCCCCAGCUUGCAUGCGGUUUCACGCUCCCGAGGCAGCAUCGGGGUCGGAUGCGGUUCCGCUCACCCGAGGUGCUGGCUGCAGUGACGUCAGGGGGCUUGGCCCCGCUGCGCUACGUGGAUGACCAGGGCCAGCCCACCCAGGAGUACCCCCUGAACCCCAACGGCUCCCCGCUGGGCAUCGCCGGGCUCUGCUCGCCCGACGGGCGCCAUUUGGCCAUGAUGCCCCACCCCGAGCGCUGCGUCCUGCCCUGGCAGUGGGCCUGGAUGCCGCCCGACUGGCGCCGCACCAUGGAGGUCUCGCCCUGGCUGCGCAUGUUCCAGAACGCCUGCGAGUGGUGCCUGGAGCACCCCGAGGGGGAGUCCUGACUGCGGAGCCCAGUCGCCAGCCGGUCUCGUAUCCCAAGCACAUCCGUGGUGUAA